CAGCCCCACAGCCCCCAACCCGCCCGCCGCAGGGCCUGCGAAAGUCGCGCCGAGCAGGCGCCGCCGGGCAGCCCCGCCGCUGGGGUCCUCGCCGAGAAAAGCCCGUCGCCAUGGAGACGGGGCGCACGCCGGCUGCCGUUAGGCCGCGCAGGCACAGUAGAGGGCGGUUUAGAGGACCCGAGCUGCGGCUCCCGGGACCCAGUAGCACUGAAGGCGAACGCUUCACGGGCGCGUGAUGCCUCGGCUCGGCCACCACAGUCAGCGUCUCAGCCCUCGCGGACAGGGCGCCGGCCUACAGCCAACUCCGAAAGAGCAAGUCGCCUAGCGAGGGCACGGGGAGGGGCCUCGGGCCGCCAGGGUGUGUGGGAGACAUCCGCUUCCGGGGCCGCGGCCAUCGCAAACCCUGGCUGGGCAGGCCUGCGGAGCUGUACGCGAGAGCUGACCCCGGUCCCUCCUGUUCCUGAGUCCUGGCCGCCGUCGCUCCGCCGGCCGCCUCCUCAACCAGUCAUGCUGGAGCAUCUAACCUCGCUGCCCACGCAAAUGGAUUACAAGGGCCAGAAGCUAGCUGAACAGAUGUUUCAGGGAAUUAUUCUUUUUUCUGCAGUAGUUGGAUUUAUCUACGGAUACGUGGCUGAACAGUUCGGGUGGACUGUCUAUAUAGUUAUGGCAGGAUUUGCUUUUUCGUGUUUGCUGACACUUCCACCAUGGCCCAUUUAUCGCCGGCACCCCCUCAAGUGGUUACCUGUUCAAGACUCAGGCACAGAAGACAAGAAACCAGGAGAAAGAAAAAUUAAGAGGCAUGCUAAAAAUAAUUGAUUGGGGUUUUCAUGAUUCAUCUUUACUACUGCACCUGCUUUUGUUUUGUGUGAGAUGAGCUAAACAGUUUUCAUACCCCAAACAUGAGCUAAAAAUCACCUAUGCUCAGCUGUGUUCAAAUUUUGUUCUCUCUACAUUUCACUUCUCAGUUGGGUUUUGAUUUAUAAAUAUUUUAGACCUUCUCUUCACAGUCUUUGUCUGAAAUGGAGAACAGAAAACACAAGUAUGCAAAGUUUCUUUCAGGUCUACAAAAUAAUGAAGAAUAAAUGCCUCAUAAAUUAUAGUACAAUUAAACUACCAAAGUUUUAUAAUUCAUUAUGAGUAGUCAGUCUGUUUUAAUGUUUUCAAUUAAAACUCACAGUGCAAGUCAA
Messenger RNA from Vicugna pacos (alpaca), 1187 nucleotides. RefSeq names its product signal peptidase complex subunit 1 (gene SPCS1). Gene Ontology annotation, cellular component: signal peptidase complex; membrane. The record is from RefSeq and is a predicted model, not a curated record. Gene Ontology annotation, biological process: protein targeting to ER. NCBI's taxonomy places the organism in Eukaryota, Metazoa, Chordata, Mammalia, Artiodactyla, Camelidae.